AUGUGGAAGGUCGGCAACAUCUACGUGAUCACAGCCGUCGCCGUCAUUGGCGGCGGUCUGUUUGGCUUCGACAUCUCAUCCAUGAGCGCCGUCAUUGGCACUCGCGCUUACCUCUGCUACUUCAACCAAGGUCCACGAGGUCCACCCUACAACAAUGAUCUUGAGUGCUCUGGCCCCACCGCCUCUGUCCAAGGUGGCAUCACCGCCGCCAUGCCUGCGGGCUCCUGGCUCGGCGCACUCGUGUCUGGCUACCUGUCUGAUAUCUUCGGCCGCAAGAAGAGUAUCAUGAUUGGCUGUGUCAUCUGGGUCAUUGGCUCCACCAUCAUCUGCGCUUCUCAGAACAUCGGCAUGCUCAUCGCUGGUCGUAUCAUCAACGGGUUCUGUGUUGGUAUCGAGUCCGCUCAGGUGCCUGUGUACGUGUCUGAGAUCGCACCACCUUCCAAGAGAGGCCGACUCGUGGCCUUCCAACAAUGGGCCAUCACCUGGGGCAUCCUCAUCCUUUACUACAUCUCCUACGGCGCUUCCUUCAUCGGCGGUCAAGAUUCGACCAACUACAGCACCACCGUCUUCCGCCUACCAUGGGGUCUUCAGAUGCUGCCCGCCGUCCUCCUCUUCUGCGCCAUGUUCUUUCUCCCCGAGUCGCCUCGUUGGCUGGCACGCAAGGACCGCUGGGAGGACUGCCACGCUGUUCUCACCUUGGUGCAUGGCAAAGGCAACCCGGACAGCCCACUCGUCAGGCAAGAGCUUAGCGACAUCCGCGAGAUGGCAGAGUUCGAGGCACGCAACAAGGAUGUCACGUACUGGGAGCUGUUCACGCCCAAGUACAUCAAUCGCACCCACAUCGGAGUUUUCACUCAGAUUUGGUCGCAGUUGACGGGCAUGAAUGUCAUGAUGUACUACAUUACCUACGUCUUCGCCAUGGCAGGCUAUGAGGGCAACGCCAACCUUCUUGCCUCCUCGAUCCAGUACAUUAUCAAUGUCCUCAUGACCGUCCCGGCGCUGAUCUGGCUUGAUCGAUGGGGACGACGUCCGACCCUCAUCAUCGGCGCGGCCUUGAUGACAACCUGGAUGUUCGCCAAUGCUGGCAUUCUCGCGACGCACGGUGAGGUCGUGCCCGGCGGUCUGAACGGUGUUGCGGCUGUCAGUAUGAGGUUGAGCGGAGCUCCUGCCAAAGGCUUGAUCGCCUGCACAUACCUGUUCGUGGCCAGCUUUGCUCCGACUUGGGGUCCUGUGUCUUGGGUGUAUCCUCCAGAGCUGUUUCCUCUUCGCGUUCGUGGCAAAGCAGUCGCAUUCUCCACCUCUGCAAACUGGGCCUUCAACACCGCCCUCGGUGCCUUCGUCCCGCCAUCAUUCGUCAACAUCCGCUGGAAGACAUACAUCGUCUUCGGUGUCUUUGGUCUUUGCAUGCUCAUCCACACCAUCUUCAUGUUCCCCGAAACCGCUGGCAAGACCCUCGAAGAAAUCGAGCUCAUCUUCGAAGACCCGAACGGCAUUCCGUACAUCGGUACCCCGGCUUGGAAGACGAAGGUCGACUACAGCAAGGCACGAGCUAUCGAGCGUGGCGAGCUCACGCGCGAGGGCAAGCUGCAUCAUGAUGAUCAGAGUCCGGUGAGAGUCACCGAGGAGCCGAAGAGGCAGGAGAGCGUCUAA
Molecule: messenger RNA, 1650 nt
Organism: Fulvia fulva
Lineage: Eukaryota; Fungi; Ascomycota; Dothideomycetes; Mycosphaerellales; Mycosphaerellaceae
Product: High-affinity glucose transporter
Exons: 6
Coding region: 1-1650 (549 amino acids)
Biological process (GO): transmembrane transport; carbohydrate transport
Cellular component (GO): membrane
Molecular function (GO): carbohydrate:proton symporter activity
Source: RefSeq, a predicted model, not a curated record